ACCUCGAUCUCGAGAUUUACACAUGAUAAUUUGAGAACAUUGAAAUAUUUGCAGAAUGUCAUCAAACAAAGCACUUCGUCUUUAUCCGGUAGCUAGUAUCGCUUCACGAAAAGCAUACAAGGAUGGGGUUCUUCCAAGAGGUGGCGUCCCGAUGGUAAAUCUCCCAUAUUUAUUCGAAAAGACACUACUAGCAGAUUGCUUUCAGCUAGAUGGAGAUAAAUUCAUCCCCUCCCGCUGGGAAGACCCAUCUCUCCGUCCAGGAGCAGCCUACAUACCUUUUGGAUGUGGCAUUCGUACAUGUCCCGCCCAGCAUCCCGCAGAAAUAGAAAUCGCAUACACAUUAGCACGUAUGGCUCAAAAAUGGAAGUAUCUGGAGUGUAGAGACGAGGUGAAAGAAUGGGUGGAAGAGUUGCGGGUUUCAACAAGUAGUCGGAAUGGUGUUAAGGUUGCUCUCAUUGCUGAGUAG
Botrytis deweyae is the source of this 466-nucleotide messenger RNA. RefSeq lists its product as uncharacterized. The record is from RefSeq and is a predicted model, not a curated record. The coding region runs from base 56 to 466 and encodes 136 amino acids. The transcript has 4 exons. Gene Ontology annotation, molecular function: monooxygenase activity; heme binding; iron ion binding. NCBI's taxonomy places the organism in Eukaryota, Fungi, Ascomycota, Leotiomycetes, Helotiales, Sclerotiniaceae.